Messenger RNA from Cloeon dipterum, 992 nucleotides. It is a transcript of the gene Cpr100A, whose product is annotated as Cuticular protein 100A. Gene Ontology annotation, cellular component: chitin-based extracellular matrix. Bases 120 to 824 code for a protein of 234 amino acids. The record is from RefSeq and is a predicted model, not a curated record. The transcript has 3 exons. Gene Ontology annotation, molecular function: structural constituent of chitin-based larval cuticle. Lineage: Eukaryota; Metazoa; Arthropoda; Insecta; Ephemeroptera; Baetidae.
CACUGGCCGUCGCGCCGCCCUGCUUCCGCCACAGCCGUGGCGGUGGUCACAUAUAAAAGGGCAGCUCGCCUCUCUACUACCACUGCUCUCCCGGCCUCUUCCUCGAGCUCAGACACGUCAUGCUCCGAUUUGUGGUGCUCGCAGCCCUGGCGGCCGUGGCCGCGGCCCAGCAUGGCCAGUACGUGCCAAGCAAGCAGGCGGCCAUCCUCAGCGAGGCUCGCUACCUCAGCGGAAACGGAAACUUCGGUGCCGCUUACACGCAGGAGGAUGGAACCGACUUCAAGGAAGAGACCGACGCCGACGGCACCCGCCGUGGCUCCUACAGCUACAUCGAUCCCAACGGCCAGCGCCGCACCAUCUCCUACACCGCCGGCAAGGACGGAUUCAAGGCUACCGGAGACCACAUCCCCGUCGCCCCUAAGGCCGCCAAGUCCGUUGCCCCCCAGCCUCAGUACCAGCCCCAGCCCCAGUACCAGCCUCAGCAGUACCAGGCGCAGCCCCAGUACCAGGCACAGCCCCAGUACCAGGAGCACCAGUGGGACCAGUCCGGCCAGUACAACCCCCCUGCCAACGAGGAAUGGAGCCAGCAGCCCGCCGGCGUGCAGAAUGCACCCGCUUUCAACGCCAAGCACAUCACCGACCCUCUGUGGAAUGCCCACACCCAGCCCCAUUGGGCCCAGCAGGCGCAGCAGCCCCAGAGGAGCCUGAACGCCAUCCCCGACUACGAGACCACCCCCACCCCCAACAGGCACUUCCACCCUCCUGGCAAGCUCAGCCUGAGCAGGAGCAACGACGGAUUCAGCUACACCUUCAACAAGAACUAAAAACAUCUUUCUCCAUUAUUCUCUUGCUGUUCCUAUGCAGGACUAUAUAAAAAUGUGUUAUAAGUAGUUGAGGCCUGUGUGGAUGGGCGAUGACUGAAAGCGCGCGUGUACAUAAAAUAUUUUUGACGUCACUAUAGAGUGAAAAUAAAAAAUAAUUUACAAACAGAA